Messenger RNA from Ruditapes philippinarum (Manila clam), 3659 nucleotides. Its product is annotated as solute carrier family 13 member 2-like. Gene Ontology annotation, molecular function: transmembrane transporter activity. Gene Ontology annotation, cellular component: membrane. Gene Ontology annotation, biological process: monoatomic anion transmembrane transport. The record is from RefSeq and is a predicted model, not a curated record. The transcript has 11 exons. Bases 1 to 1302 code for a protein of 433 amino acids. NCBI's taxonomy places the organism in Eukaryota, Metazoa, Mollusca, Bivalvia, Venerida, Veneridae.
AUGGCCUUGGGCAAACGAACACAAGAAUAUGAAGAUGCGGAGGCGGCAAAAUGUGCAGACGACAUCGAUGAUGCAGACGAUAUUACUGAUGACAUAGAAUCAAAAGAAUACAGUGACGAAAGUGAUAAAAUUAAAACGCUUUUAAGAGAAAAGUCUAAAACAGAGUCAGCCGGGGGAAUAUCCAGUGUAGAAGAAAAACGGCCACUACCACCAGAGCUACAGCGUCUAGCAAAAGCGUUUGCUUUAAGUGUAGCAUACGGUGCUAAUAUAGGGGGAAUAGCUACACUUACAGGUUCUCCACCAAACCUUGUCUUCAAACAACAGAUUGACAAAUUGUAUGAAUUCCAUACUGGUUCUGAGUCGGACGUAUCGUUUGCUAAAUGGAUGGGAUUUGCGUUCCCUCUGUCCGUCAUUACAGCUAUCCUCGCCUGGUUAUGGCUGGUUACAUUGUUUUUACGAUGCGGGUGUUGUAAAAAAAUAGACCCGGGACAUAAGAAGUCAAUAAAUGCAUCCAUUGCACAUCAUCUUAAAGAACUUGGUAAAAUGACGUUUUGUGAAUUACAAGUGUUAAUAGUAUUUGUUGUGCUGGUGGUUCUAUGGCUGUUUCGGGCACCUCCGAAGAUAGAUGGCUGGGGAUCGGCAGACUUUCUGAAAAAGGGGUUUGUGUCUGACUCCACGCCAUGUAUACUGCUAAGCGUUCUUCUUUUCAUAUUGCCAUCCGAGGUGCCAAAGGUUUUUGGUCUUGCUAAAGGAGAAAAGCCGUCAUAUAAACCAAUUCUAGAGUGGAAGUCUGUAACAGAUAGAUUACCAUGGGGUGUUAUUGUUUUACUUGGGGGAGGCUUUGCUAUAGCACAGGCUAGUGAGGACUCGGGUUUAUCCCUCUGGGUUGGACAUGAGCUGAAAGUGUUUGCCAAUAUGGACACGUGGGUGAUGAACCUCAUUAUAUGUUUAAUCGUUGCCGGGGCAACCAACGUAACCAGUAAUACAGCGAGUGCUACAUUGCUCAUGCCAAUUCUUGCUCAACUUGCCCUACAGACUCAAAUAAAUCCAAUGUAUUUGAUGAUAUCAGUGGCCGUCUGUUGUUCAUUCGCGUUCAUGCUGCCAGUAGCCACGCCCCCAAACGCCAUCGUAUUCUCAUCGGGAUAUCUUACUAUUCCAGACAUGGUUUUAGCUGGACUCCCAAUUAACAUCAUUUCUGUAUUUUGUCUCACACUUGCCAUCAACACGUGGGGAAUAUCAAUGUUUGAUUUAAACGUAUUUCCGGAGAUGUUCCAGACUACAAAGUCUAAUGUUACAUUAUAAACACAUGUUUUUUUCGUCUUACUUACAGUAUUAACAUUCAUUAUUAAAUGGAUAAUAUUAUCAUAGAUAAAAAUAGAAUGAUGUCAUAUCAAAUUUACGAUAUUAUGCCAGUAUAGCAGCGAUUGACAAGCUUCUUAAAGAAUCUUAUACCAUGACUGUAUAGCGUCCUUUCGACAGACAUAUUCACUGUUGAAAAAAGGCUGUUUAUGCAUAUAAGGGGAGAUUUUAGCUUAAUCUAGCACUUUUGGUUGAAGAAUGCUCAUAAGUUAAUCAAACAUUCUCUCUGUUGACGAACUUGACAAUUUCUGUUCUCUUAUUGACAGUAUGACCGGGACUCCAGCUCUACCAACUGAGCUAUGCAACCACUUAGUGACAGCUCUUGACCUUAAUUUGAAGCAUUCGAUCAUUCAUCAGACAAAAACAUGAAAUCUCAGAUCCGAUUCACGAGGUUACCAGUUUUAUUUGCACGACAGAGAUUCUUUUCCAUGACAACUUAAAGUAAUUACUGGCACGAUUAUAAUGACCUUUUACUGCUACAAGCAGGUUAGAAGUCAUAUAAUGAUAAAAUAAAUUCCAUAGGUAAAAAAAAUCCAAAUUGGAAAAUAGUUCUACGAGUGAGUGAUCACACAUAAAAUUCAUCUAAAUUUGUCCGCAAAUAGAACUAUCUCUGAACUUUUCCCAAAAAAGUAGGAAAUUCCAUCUAAGGAAAAAGACAAUUCAUAUUUACAUCGGGCAAUAAUAAUGCUGAUGUUGUAAAAAAUUUAUUGCGUCUUUAUAUCAAUAAAAAUAUUACUUAGUUCUACAAAAAUUGAUUAAUGUUUAUGUUUGCCCUUGAUGGUCAACGACAAUUCAAGGUCAAUAUCAUUCUUCAGCAACUUAACGUGAAUAUUUUGUCCAAAUAUGAAUCAAAUCAAUUCAUUCAUAAGUCAAUAUUUGGGAUCAUGGUCAUUUUAGGUCAAAGGUAAACAUGUACAUGGAUUGCUCAACAUAUUUUUAAUGUGAAGUGUUGGUUUGUUCUUGUAUGGUAAAGUCGGUCCAUAGACAACAUAAGAAUUGCAAUUUUAGAAAAAAAUCAAUAUUUACAAUUUAGGGCAAGAACAUACCAAGGUCAAGGUAAAGUUUAGGAUGACACACUUAAAAGGUUGUUAUACCCGAGAGUAAAUGAAAUACAUGGCGAAUAUUUAGCAAAAUUCAAUAAUUUGACCUUGAAGGUCGAGACACAUAAACGGUCAAGGUCAAACAUAAGUUAUUUAACAUGACAGUUGUAUGCUUAGUGUUAUUUUGAAUUAGGUAUUAAUCAAAAUCCAUUAAUGACAAAUUGUAAAAAAAUUCAAUAAUUUUAUCAUAAAGGUCAAGUUCAUGUAACAGUCGAGGUUGAGUUGUGCUUGGCCUACUUUAAGGUACCGAAAGGAUUGUCGAGUAUGAAUACAAAAUACAAAAGAUCUAUUAAUAACACAGAUGUAGCCAAUUAUAGCCCACUUUAACAAAAUUCAAUGAAUUAACCUUGAAUGCCAAGGUUAUUCUUUUUUAUUCAAGGUCAAUUAUUUAGAUAGAGACCAUGACAUUUAUUCCUGACAGAUUUUGUAUGAGAAGAAGCACACAGAGACAGCCAUACACCAAGACAGACAGACAGUCUGAAACUAGUAUGCCCCCUUACAACUUUCGUGGGAGACAGGUUUUUUGUAUGUUGGGGUAGCCUGGGAUUCAGGCGUUGAUAUUUUUUGCUUAUUUAUGACAUACGCACUAUUUCAUACUCAAUCGUCAUAGAUAACACAACAUCUGUGGUUUUGAUAGUAUCAAUCUGUCGAUUUGCCGAACAGAAGCACAUCAAAAAUCGACAGACUGGAACCCAGGCUAGGGUAGAGGUAAUUAUUUGCGAAAUGGCAAAUUGCGUCCAGACAAAUGGACAAUUAAACUUCGUUAAUUGAAAUACUCCUGCUUAACCCGGAACAACAAACUACCAUAUAACGUUGUAUAGCUUCAUAACUAAUGACCAAACAAUUUUGAAUUUUAAAAUUGCAAUGGUUCUAUUGUAACAAUUAUACAUGUAUCUGUAUGUUAUGAUGAUGGGUGUUGAGCCCAAGUCAGAAAUAAAGUAUACGUUCUGUUCUAUAGAUAACUACAAUCAUGUUAAUAUGUGUAUAUGUAUAUCAGGUACAAUUUUACAAUAAACUAUUUUAAACUCCAGACGAAAUAGGGUUGGAAUAUGGUAGCCACGUAGGGCAAGACGAUUCUAGUUUUAGCUUAACAAUUUUUAUUUCAAUACCAUUGUAAUCAGAAUCACAAUACUAUUAUUAUUUUUUUCUUUGCUUUAUAUUAGAAUUAUUCGAAUUUUGAACAUGUGAUAUAGUCAUUAA